AUGCUGAGGGAUGACCCAAAAUGUCCUUUCAAAUAUGCAUUAAGGACAUUAGAAUUCAUUUACCAGGAAGGGAAUUUGAAACGUGCCGACUGUUUCUAUAGCCCCCGCAACAGACUUUGUGAGAAACUCUGUGACCAAUCCAUGUUACCGCCUUAUCCAUUUGGAAAUGCGGAGUGGAAUACACUCAUGUUAUGUGCGGGAAUGAAAGAAACGGUGUCGAAGGAUUUAUUCAUUAAGUUUGCUAAACAAAUACAGAGCAAUGCACGAUCUUCUGGGAUGACAAAGGAUAUACGAGAAAAAUCUAGAGAGAUUGUCAAGUACUUGCUUGAUACAGAGGGCUUUUGCAAAAACGCUGCAUUUUUAGAAACAAUAAAAAGCAUUCGCUUCGUUGAACCGUACGUUGUUCAACAAGAUUAUGAAGAAAUAUGCCCGCAGUUUGGAUGUGAGAAUUUGAUACAGUUUUGCGAUUCUGUUCCUCAAUCUCUUUCGACACUUGUAUGGACAAACACUCCUAUUCUUCCAUGGUAUGUACAUACCAAUUGGAUCGGUUUAGGAAUCCUUAGCGAACCACCAUUACUCAAAGUACUGCAUGAUACCCACAAUGUGUGUGAUUCCAUCAACAAAAAAAUACAGGACAAGAAAAGGAAAACAGAAUUUAAAUGCGCUUGUAUUUCUGAAUCAGUCAUCAACGAUUUGAUGACAAAGAUUUAUGAGUAUCUACAGGAACAUUGCCUUGGUCAUUCUGAAACCAAACGUAUGCUUUCAGAAACACCACUCGUACACAUAAGGGAAGAGGAAAUAUGUGUCAACGCGAAACAAGUAUCUAUUGCGUUUGAUGGAAAGAAACCGAUACCGCCAUAUUUGGUAGAGAUUCCGCUCUAUUACGGACGAUACAAAGAACUAUUUCAAUUCGUUGGAACAACCGAUUCGGUUACUUUGAGUCAAUACUCAGAAGUGCUGCUUCGAAUUCAAGCCGAAGUCAAAUCAAACAUACUUGGACCUGAUCACAUACGGGACGUGUUGACUGCAUUGAGAAGUAUCAUGACGUUGCUAGAAGAGAACAGCUUGACUGAUAUUGAAAGAUCCAUGAAGGAAGUUGAUGCCAUUUAUUUACCCACCUCUGAAAAACGUUUGGCAAAAUCAACUGACGUUGUGUUUGUUGAUAAACCAAAGCUUAGAUCACGGGUUAUGCAAAACGCCGAUCCUGGAAUACUGUUUAUGCACAGUUUGAAGGAUUGUCACAAACAAGAGAAUCUCAUCUUAAAAUUACCUGAAAACUUUAAACCAAGAGUGUUAAGUUCAAUCGUGCAGGAAUGCCUUUUAUCUUCUACGAAUAAUACCAAACAGGAUAUGAAAGUUAAACAAUUAGGAGCAUUUUUAGUGUCUUCAAGAUUUUUGAACGUUAUACAAAAGAUAGGAAAAUUCAGUGACGAAGAAUUUCAAAUCUACCGUCAACGGUUGCUGAGAAUACAGCUAGUUACCCUCUCUGAGAUCACAACCUUCCUUACGGUGGAUGGUAGACAGAUUCCAGACACAGAAGCUCUGCAGGAAUGUUUUUACUCGGUCGAGAAAAGCGAACCAACGUUAUAUUUUGUAGCUAACGACCAAGGAGUAAGGCAGUGGCUGCAAGACGUUGGACAGAAACUUUUUGGAACUCUCUCAGAUUGUUUAGAUAACAAAAUCGCACCAGAAAAAAUGCGUGAACUGGUUGAUUAUAUAGAUAAUCCAAACAGAUUCAAAAAGUACUGCGAUGAACUUUUAGAUGAGGAAGAAAACGAUGAGGAUGAAUCCCUAGCGUACUUUCCGGGAAAACUAGUGCCCCUUGGUCUGCACGAGUUACUAAAGAAUGAAAUCACUCUGCUAAAAGUUGGAGAUUUAGUCGUCUAUCAGAGGUUUGAUCCAUUAAUUGAUGGUGUCGAAUCCGAUACCAGUACUAGAGCUGAAUUUAUUUUUUCUAGAAUAGUACAAAUAUUACCAGCUGCUAGUUCAAACGACUGGCAUGAGAAAUAUGAAGUCAAUGUCGGUCAAGGCAUCAUCGACACAGUGGAUAGACUUCGAUUAUACAAG
This is a messenger RNA of Mizuhopecten yessoensis (Yesso scallop), 2067 nucleotides long. RefSeq lists its product as uncharacterized. The annotation marks the transcript as partial. NCBI's taxonomy places the organism in Eukaryota, Metazoa, Mollusca, Bivalvia, Pectinida, Pectinidae. The transcript has a single exon. The record is from RefSeq and is a predicted model, not a curated record. Gene Ontology annotation, molecular function: Hsp70 protein binding.